Messenger RNA from Anopheles darlingi, 1094 nucleotides. RefSeq names its product guanosine-3',5'-bis(diphosphate) 3'-pyrophosphohydrolase MESH1 (gene Mesh1). Gene Ontology annotation, molecular function: guanosine-3',5'-bis(diphosphate) 3'-diphosphatase activity. The transcript is spliced from 3 exons. The record is from RefSeq and is a predicted model, not a curated record. Bases 540 to 1094 code for a protein of 184 amino acids. NCBI's taxonomy places the organism in Eukaryota, Metazoa, Arthropoda, Insecta, Diptera, Culicidae.
UUUGGCUUUGAAGUUGGGGCUCGAACUGCUGUUGAAAUUUUGCGAAUUUUUUAUAGUUUUUCACAAUUUUUGUGAAUUUUGUGAUAAGAAUAAAGGUGAUAAGAGCAACCUAAAGUCGUUUACGAAUUUCCGUUGAAAAAGAGGGCCCGAAAAGUGUAACAAACUUGGAGAACCGAAGCGCGAAAGAUCUUGAAAAAAGCCGGUCUAAAAAGACGGAAAAAACUUCUAAAUCUUUUUACAGCACCGCUGGAAUCAGCUCACAAUCAACCCUAGAGAGUACCGAAAUCUGCCACCGAGACUCGGGAUUCUUGGAAAGAAAACUAUCGAAAACCGGCAAUUUUCCGGCAAAUAAGAUUACGGGUAGCCUUCAUAAUUAUUAAAGACAACGAACAGAUUGCAUUUAAUCAGCCUCACAUUCGGAAUAUCCGUAUCCGUGCAGAAAAAUAGUAGAAGAACCCGUCAUCCCGUCUAAAAAUAGACGCCAUCAUCACGCCAAGAUCUUCUCUCGAAUAAGAUUAUCUACGACAAAAUCAUCGACGAUGGCUUCGGCGAAGAGCCCCCAAGAUCUGCUCGUCGCAUACACAAAGUGCGUUAACUUUGCAGCUAUAAAACAUCGCGACCAACGACGCAAAGAUAAGGAGGAAACGCCUUACAUAAAUCAUCCGAUCGGGGUAGCCAACAUUCUGUCUUCGGAGGGUGGUAUCAAUGAUUUCGAUGUACUGUCGGCCGCGAUACUGCACGAUACCGUCGAGGAUACCGAAACGACGUUUGAAGAAAUCGAAAAACAUUUCGGUCCAACGAUUCGAUCGCUGGUGCAAGAGGUAACGGAUGAUAAAUCGCUUCCGAAGCAGGAACGGAAGCGCCUGCAGAUAGAACAUGCACGUACCAUUAGCCACGGGGCACGGUUAGUGAAGUUGGCGGAUAAGAUCUACAACUUGCGCGAUUUGCAACGCUGCCCGCCCAAAAAUUGGAACGACGAACGGUGCCGGGAGUACUUCCGUUGGGCGAAACAGGUUUGUGAUAAUCUGAAGGGCACGAAUGAACCACUAGAACGCAUUCUGGACGAUAUAUUCCGGCAGGAAAAUGUUAUUUAA